AUGAAUUCUUCGCAAUUAUCUUCAUAUACAUCUCAAUGGCGUUCAAGUAUAUCUACUCAAACUGAAACUAUAUCACUUUUAAAAUCAUUUGAUGAUUCUCAACUUUCCUAUUCAUCAUUAAAUGGUGCAAUACCUUUAGUUCAUACAACUGAUAAUAGUUCUAGUUUACUAUCAAAACCAACAUGUAUUCCACAAGUCGAUGGAUCAAUCGAUGAUGAUGAUGAUAAUGAUGAUUUUCAUAUAUCUUCUAUAGUAGUAAAAUCUUUAAUUGAACAGAUUAUUGAUAAAACAAAUUCUGAACGUUCUCGUACAAACAGUGAAUAUUCAAUAGAUUUAUCAGAUUAUGUUAAUUCUCCAUCAUUAAUUGAUUUGAUUCCAAUAUCACCUACAAAUCGUAAUAAUAAAAUACAAAGUUCAGAAAAGAAAAAAUCCAUAUCAACAUACGAUCUUAUUCAAUUAUAUAAACAAUGGUCAAAAACAAAUUUUUCUCGUGUAAAAUUUACAAUAACAAAUGAUGAAGGAUAUAAAAUUAUAUCCGAUGAUUUAGAUUCAGCAUGGUCAACAAUUAUUAAUUUAAUACGUAAUUGUCGUGAUGAUAUGAAUUUACAACAUUUACCUAUGACAAAUGAAGAAUUAAAUGGACAUAAAAUAUUUGGUUUAACAAAACCAAUUAUUCAAAUAAUGCUUAAUCAAAUGUAUACAAAUCAACAACAACAAAUUGGAACAAUUAUAUUACCAUUAUCAUCAUCAACAUCAUCUUUGUUAAAUAAUACUACUAAUAAUAAUUCUACAUGUUCAAUAGAAAAUUUUAAUAAAAAAAAGUUUUUAUCAUCAUGUUCAAGAUCAAAUAUAUAUGACAGAAAAACUCGUGAACGUCAAAGAUUUGGUUGGUUAUUAAAUCAAAGUAGAAAAAUUGAAUAUGCACUUAAAUCAUUUGAAAUUGAUAAUGCACUUGUAUAUGCAAGGCGAAUUAUUCUUGACGAGGCUUCUGUUAGUUUGCGUCUAUAUCAUUUACAUUAUUUUUCUGAACGUGCUUUACUUGUUGGUUCAUCACCUAUACAUGGUUGUGGUUUAUUUACAUUAGUUGAUUUAAUUGAAGGACAAAUGAUUAUUGAAUAUACAGGUGAAGUUGUUCGACCAUGUCUUACUGAUAAACGUGAACGUGAAAAUGAAGGAAAAGGUUUUGGUUGUUAUAUGUUUACGGUUGAUUCAAUGAAUGUUAUUGAUGCUACGCAUCGUGGAAAUAAAGCUAGAUUUAUCAAUCAUAAUUGUGAGCCAAAUUGUUUUGCUAAAACAGUUUUAUCAGGUGGUAUUAAGCAUAUUGUUAUUUAUGCAUUAAUGGAUAUAUCUCGUGGAUCAGAAUUAACAUAUGAUUAUUCUUUUCCGGAAGAAGAUAUUAAAAUUCCUUGUCAUUGUGGUACAAGCAAAUGUCGAAUUUAUUUAAACUGA
This is a messenger RNA of Rotaria sp. Silwood2, 1449 nucleotides long. NCBI's taxonomy places the organism in Eukaryota, Metazoa, Rotifera, Eurotatoria, Philodinida, Philodinidae. The record is from the annotation of a GenBank genome assembly.